Ipomoea nil (Japanese morning glory) is the source of this 1835-nucleotide messenger RNA. RefSeq names its product polyol transporter 5-like. Gene Ontology annotation, molecular function: carbohydrate transmembrane transporter activity. NCBI's taxonomy places the organism in Eukaryota, Viridiplantae, Streptophyta, Magnoliopsida, Solanales, Convolvulaceae. The record is from RefSeq and is a predicted model, not a curated record. Gene Ontology annotation, biological process: transmembrane transport. Bases 186 to 1772 code for a protein of 528 amino acids. The transcript has 3 exons. Gene Ontology annotation, cellular component: membrane.
CUACAAGCACACCAACCUCUUCAAAAUCAUCAUCCGAUCCCCUUCACUUUUCCAAACGUUUCUUGCAUUCAUGGCCCUUUAAGCCAAUAUAUAUAAAAACAUAUAUUGCAUCGAAUCUGCCAAUUUCAUCUGAAUCUCAUUUCAUCAUCUUCUUCUUUGACCUGUUUACGCGCUGGAUUCCGACCAUGGCUGACCGGAAAUCCGCCGGACUUCACUCCGGCCAUCCUCUGGCCAGUCCACCACUCCUUGCGGCGGUCCACGAAGACCCUCCCAAGAAACCAAAACGGAACAAAUAUGCCUUAGCCUGCUCCAUGUUGGCCUCCAUGACUUCCGUUUUACUUGGCUAUGACAUAGGAGUGAUGAGUGGAGCAUCAAUUUAUAUAAAGAAGGAUCUGCAGGUCUCCGACGUGCAGGUGGAGCUGCUGAUUGGAACUAUCAACAUAUACUCGCUCGUCGGAUCCGCCGUGGCGGGGCGGACUUCCGACUGGAUCGGCCGCCGCUACACCAUAGUCUUGGCGGGUGGCAUUUUCUUUGUCGGCGCACUCUUGAUGGGCUUCGCCACCGGCUUCUCUUUCCUUAUGGUGGGUCGCUUUGUCGCCGGAAUCGGCGUCGGAUACGCCCUGAUGAUCGCUCCGGUGUACACCGCCGAGGUGGCGCCCGCCUCCAUCCGCGGCUUCCUCACUUCCUUCCCUGAAGUAUUCAUCAAUUUUGGUGUUUUACUUGGAUUUGUUGCAAAUUACUCAUUUGCAAGGCUUCCAUUACACUUGGGAUGGCGAUUGAUGUUGGGAGUAGGUUUGGUUCCGGCGGCCAUACUAGCGGUCGGCGUUCUCUCCAUGCCGGAGUCGCCGCGGUGGCUGGUGAUGCAGGGCCGCCUCCGAGACGCCAAGAAAGUUUUGGACAAAACUUCUGAUUCCAUGGAAGAAUCCCAGCAGAGAUUAGCGGAUAUUAAAGAAGCGGCGGGCAUUCCGGCGGACUGCAAAGACGACGUCGUGGAAAUCAAGAAGGAGAUGAGCGGCGGCAAGGGGGUUUGGAAGGAGCUUUUCGUCCAUCCGACCCCGAAAAUCCUGCACAUUCUGUUGGCCGGCGUCGGGAUUCAUUUUUUCCAGCAGACGAGCGCGGUGGACGCGGUGGUUAUGUACAGUCCGAAGAUAUUCGAGAACGCCGGAAUCGAGACGGAAAAGCAGCAGCUUCUGGCCAGCAUCGGCGUCGGAUUCUCGAAGAUGAUUUUCUGUCUGGUCGCCACUUUUCUGCUGGACAGAGUCGGCCGGCGAGUUUUGCUCCUGACGAGCGUCGGCGGCGUGGUGGUUUCGCUCCUGUGUUUGGCCGCCGGCUUAACCGUCGUCGACCGGACGACGGAACAGCUGCCGUGGGCCGUCGCGUGGUGCGUUGUCAUGGCGCUCGCCUGCGUCGCCUUCUUCUCCAUCGGCCUCGGCCCCAUCCCGUGGGUGUACAGCUCCGAGGUUUUCCCCCUCCGCCUCCGCGCCCAGGGCUGCGCCAUCGCGGUGGCGCUCAACCGCCUUCUAAGCGGCAGUGUACUAAUGUCCUUCAUCUCCCUCUACAAAGCCAUCACCAUCGGCGGCGCUUUCUUCCUCUACGCCGGCUUGUCCGCCAUAGCUUGGCUAUACUUCUUCGCCUUGCUCCCGGAAACUCAGGGCAGAACGCUGGAAGACACGGAGGCUCUGUUCGGAACUUUUUUCCGGUGGCGGUCCACCCUGAGAGAGCUGGAGGGGAAGAAAGCUGCAGAAAACGGCGAACUUAACGGCGAGGCAUAGUUUGGAGAAUGCAUUGCAUGCGUGGACUUUUCUACGUACCAUAUAUACUUACAUAUAUAUAUA